Molecule: messenger RNA, 468 nt
Organism: Echinococcus granulosus
Lineage: Eukaryota; Metazoa; Platyhelminthes; Cestoda; Cyclophyllidea; Taeniidae
Exons: 6
Coding region: 1-468 (155 amino acids)
Source: RefSeq, a predicted model, not a curated record
AUGCAAAUUAAUCUUCGACAGGAAACUGAAGAAAAAAUGAAUCCUUUAAAGAUCAGCAUUUUAGCCUAUUGGUUUUUCUCUUUUAAAUUAUUUGAAGGACUAAACUCGGUUUUAGGCCUUUAUUUUCCUGUUAGGAUAAGAGACAUAAAAAAUACUGAUUUGUUAAAUCACACUAGAAAUAUACGUAGUAAUGCAUUAAUAAUUAAUUUACUUUUAGUUUUGUUGCAGUUUGACAGCUCAAAUAACUACAAACUAAAAUACCAAGUAUGUGAUAUCAUAAUUUACUUCGAUGCAAAUCUGAAUCUUAACAUAAAAUCCCCUAUUCAUGUUACCUCGGGUUUUGACAGGUGCUUUCUUUUGAUUUAUUAUCUUAAUUGUAAAAGUACCAAAAAAUGCAAUUUGAAGUCAAGACAUAAUGUAAUUUAUUUCAUAAUUUUUGACGGCAUGUUUUUAGGCAGUACAUUAUAA